CCUGCGUUCUGCUCGCUUACAAUCAGUCAAAUCGCCACAAUGCGCUUAGGAAGACUUACGCUGCUUGCUCUUGGAGCAGUGAGUGCAAAUGCAUUCCGGGAUACAUCUCCGUUCUUCCUAGCUUCUACGUCCGAGAUACUUGCUACUUCGUCAAAUAUCAAAGCCGCCACCGGUGUAUUGGAGGAUCUUAGUUCACAACUGAGCACCUGUCCAUCGGAUUACUAUGUUAUUGCGUCUCAGCCUGGUGUGCACAGCAGCGAUUUCGCGACUCGCAAGUCCGCGCCCCGCCUGGGCGCAAAGCUGACCGGGAAGGACAAAGCAAUUCGAUCCAGUAUGAUUGUCAAGGAGGUUGCAGGUGUUUUGGAGGCAAAGCAGAUCCAAAGUAUUAUCGAAAAGGAAUGCGGGGCACAGUUUACUUUGAUCGAUGCAUCUGCGAGCUCUUAUCCCUCCGAGUUCGGGGCGGGACCUCGCAUCAUCUAUGUGGACUUUCCUAUGCUCUCGCUGGGAGCCGACCGAGCCCAGCAACUUUCAGACAACGAUGGCCUCCUUGCCGAUAUCAUUGACCGAAUCCCUUCUUCGAAGAAGUAUACGCUUCUCUACGUGACAUCGCCGAGGGAGUUUGAGGGAUCCGAGGGUGUCGUUUAUAAAGCCGAGGACAGUUACCAGGACCCUCUCCGCAUGGAGCUGAAGCGGGACUACUCAGCCCACGGAAGUCAAAGUACUCCUGCAUCUAACAAAUCUCUUUUCCGAGAGUACCAAUACCUUACCCCAGGUCUCUUUAUGGGCUUUCUUGCAGCCUUUUUCUUCCUGAUGAUCUUAUACGUUGGUAUUCGAGCUCUUACGAGUCUUGAAGUUCCCUAUGCGGCAUUUGAAAAGGAUACAUCCGCCAGCGUGCAGAAGAAACAGCAAUGAUCACUCGUUGGCAUUAUUGGAUUAUUACCAUUGCAGCGAACAUAUUACUGGCUAUCAUUAUCUCUUAUACCAUAUUUGAACUGACCUCAGUAGCUGCGCAAUGUCCAAACGAGAGCUAACUCAGCAUGCUGUAUCAAUGCAACUGGCCUUUAUAUCAUGUAUAUUUGUCGUGUCAAUUUCAUUUGGAGUAUCAUCAGAUAGUCCACACCUGAAUCCGGCUCUCACGAAGCAUGGAUACACAUGGCAAAAGGCUUCAUCGAAUUUGAAUAA
Messenger RNA from Aspergillus novofumigatus IBT 16806, 1182 nucleotides. Its product is annotated as Ac45/VOA1 transmembrane domain-containing protein. Gene Ontology annotation, biological process: (1->6)-beta-D-glucan biosynthetic process; fungal-type cell wall biogenesis. Lineage: Eukaryota; Fungi; Ascomycota; Eurotiomycetes; Eurotiales; Aspergillaceae. The transcript is spliced from 5 exons. Gene Ontology annotation, cellular component: endoplasmic reticulum membrane. The record is from RefSeq and is a predicted model, not a curated record. Bases 40 to 912 code for a protein of 290 amino acids.